Molecule: messenger RNA, 2146 nt
Organism: Myripristis murdjan (pinecone soldierfish)
Lineage: Eukaryota; Metazoa; Chordata; Actinopteri; Holocentriformes; Holocentridae
Gene: uqcc1
Product: ubiquinol-cytochrome c reductase complex assembly factor 1
Exons: 9
Coding region: 1-858 (285 amino acids)
Biological process (GO): mitochondrial respiratory chain complex III assembly
Cellular component (GO): mitochondrion
Source: RefSeq, a predicted model, not a curated record
AUGUAUCGGCGGCCGCUGCAGUCUGCCGUCAGAAAUGUUAUCAAUUUGACAGCGUCCAGAGCUGCCGUCGGAAAGGUGUUAGAUCAAGAAGCAUGUUUUGCCAGAGCUUUAGUAGCCUGCGAGCUGGCCAAAGCCUCCUCCCCCUGUGUAACACCAUGCCGGACACUGCACAUUACCACACAGCUCUACAAUGUGAAGGAAACGCCCCAGCACACAGAAGAAGAAGUCGGGGCCUUCACCAAGCUCAUUGAGGCCAUGGGCUUCACAGGACCCCUCAAAUACAACAAAUGGAAAAUCAAGAUUGCUGCCUUGCGCAUGUACACGUGCUGUGUAGAGAGAAUCAAUUAUGAUGAGUUCUUUGAAAAAUGCUCCCUCCCUGACACACUCAACUCUUGGUUCCUGGUCGCACAGCUGCAUGUAUGGAUGUGUUUGGUCCGAAUGCGGCAGGAGGGCAGAGCAGGAAAGUACAUGUGCCGUUACAUUGUCCACUCCAUGUGGGAGGAUGUCGAGCAGAGGAGCAAGAUCAUGGGGAUUGAUGCCAUCCACAGGAAGGAAAGCAUGAAAGCAAUGACAGAGACCUUCUACGCAGCUAUAUUUGGAUAUGACGAGGGAAUCCUGUCUGAUGACUGUGUGCUAGCAGCGGCUCUGUGGAGAAACCUGUUCAAUCGUCAGUGCGAAGACCCCAAACAGCUCGAGCUCAUGGUGGAGUACGUGCGCAAACAGAUGCAGUACAUUGAUGCCCUGGAUGGGGAGGACCUGCUGCUGACAGGAGAAGUGAAGUGGCGCCCUCUAGUGGAGGAGAAUGCACAGAGCAUCCUCAAGGUGGCCACACCCACGUACAAUGAUGCUGGACUCUGAGUCUGACACGGACUCCCUUUUCUCCCACCCUUUUGCUUCUCACUGCCCCCAACCCUUACCACACACACACACACACACACACACACACACUUAAAGAGCCUAUAAUCAUCAUAGCUUCCAAGAUGGAGCACCAUACUGUUUUUCCUUUUCCCUCUCUCUUUUCCCUCUCCCCUCAUCCAUUAAAAAGGUGGGAUUUUAAAGCAGAAAUAGAGUCUCUGUCCUCGCUCCACCUCUGUCCCUGUCCCUGUCCCUCUCCUCUCCUGCCUCAUCUCCUUUUCAGUCCCUCCCUUGUGGGAACAGGACCCUAAAAUCGACAGAUUGAGCUUCUCUGUUUUAUCUUGUCUUCGUCUCCUUUCCCUGCUCUGCUUCUUUGCCACUUAAGGGGUACAAGAAGACAAGAUUUUUUUCUCAACUUUCCUGUUCAUGUCUUUCCCUUGCUGUUUCUCCUCCUUUCAUCACCAAAUACACAUCCACUGAGAGUGGGCUCUGAGAAAACCCUCUCUCACACACCUUCCUGUUACUUCUCUCCCACUCCUCCUUUUUCCUCCUUCCUGUCACAGAUGGUUUGCACAGAAUUCCUUUUCUGCUCAAACAGUAUAGGCAGGAUAGACAGUCAGGGAUUUUUUUAACCUGAUUUUUACGCAUAGACACACGCACAGCCUCCUAACCAACCAACCAGCGAACCAAACUAUACGAAAGCAGGACUCACCAUCGUCAUCAUCAUAGUUAUCCUGUCAGUUCUGAAAGCUCCUCCCACUUCCCUUUUCCCCCUGUAAACUGUUGGACUUGCUGUUGAGGAGAAAAAAAAGAAACAUUCACAAGAAGAGAACAAGACGCCACUUCUCUGUAUUUAUAUAUGUCUCGUUUUUUUCUUGAUGCCACUUAUAUUUAUAAAGUAUUUGUAUGUACCUACAGGUUUACACAUUUCUCACAGAGUUGUUACCUAAGACUUCUGACACUGAUCACUGUGGGUAAAAAAAAAGUUUCAUAUACACUAUGCACGGACCCAGUGUUGCCUGGUGACAAGUUAACUGUAAUCAAAAAAAUAAGUUCCUUAUCACUUUGUCAGGAGUCUCAUCACACAACUCUGUUCCUGUCCAUUGACAGUCUGUCUGUUUUUCUGUAAGGUGCCGUUGCUCAUCUGUCUCUCUCGCAGUUUUCCAACGCUCUCAGAACUGUACAGGAAGUUCAGUUGUCCAAGACUUGGAAGUCUUCAGUGUAUGACAAACAUUAAGCUUUUUGUUUUAAAAACUGAAUAAAUAAAAUGUUCUCUGGAUGUAUAAUACAA